Messenger RNA from Gopherus evgoodei (Goodes thornscrub tortoise), 424 nucleotides. Its product is annotated as succinate dehydrogenase [ubiquinone] cytochrome b small subunit, mitochondrial-like. Lineage: Eukaryota; Metazoa; Chordata; Testudines; Testudinidae. Gene Ontology annotation, biological process: mitochondrial electron transport, succinate to ubiquinone; tricarboxylic acid cycle. Bases 50 to 424 code for a protein of 124 amino acids. The record is from RefSeq and is a predicted model, not a curated record. Gene Ontology annotation, molecular function: ubiquinone binding; heme binding. Gene Ontology annotation, cellular component: membrane; mitochondrial envelope. The transcript has 4 exons.
GCCCUGACGCCCUUGGGGCCGCGGGGGCGGGGAAGGGUCAGACACCAAGAUGGCGGCGCUGCUGGUCCGGGGGGGCCUGUGGCGGUCCCGAGGCCUGGGGCGGGUUCUUCUCAAUAAAAGUCUGUUGACCAGACCUGUGGUUGCCUGUACAACGACCUUGGAUCAGCCAACUCUGGCACAUCAAAUCCACAUCUCUCCCAGGAGCUAUGCCGGUUCCAAGGCUGCAUCUCUGCACUGGACGAGUGAGCGAGCUGUCAGUGUCCUCUUGCUGGGUCUCCUCCCUGCAGCCUAUCUGUACCCUGGACCUACCAUGGACUAUUCACUGGCUGCAGCCCUCACACUCCAUGGGCACUGGAUUUUAAAACAAUAUCAUUUUGAAGGUCCAAAAUCUCCAGUUCCACGUCUUUUGUUCUUACUUGAAUGA